AUGUCUACUCAAGAGCAAAACAACACCGGUAGUUCGUCGUCUACACCAGAUCAAAGUGACAGUGAAGGGACUGCUCCAUUAUGGAAAUAUGUGACUAAGUUAGAUAAGCAAGGUCUUACGGGAGGAACUUGGAAAUUCGAGUGCACUUUUUAUAAGAUAAUUCGACAAGGGUCGUAUUCAAGGGUGAAGGGGCAUUUGCUUGCAGUUCCACAGUCUGGCGUUGCUGCUUGUACGAAGGUAACAAGACCACAAAGGCAAGCGAUGAAAAAGUUGGAAGAAGAAUUUCUGAAGAAGAAAUCUGAGUCUGGUGCUAGGGAGGUUCCGUUAGCAUGUGAAACAGAGAAUUCUGCAAAGAGAAGAAGGUCUUCUUUUUCACCUAUUGUUGCAGCAUUUGGUGUUGAAGUUAGAGAGCAAUUGGAUCAAGAAAUUGCAAGGAUGUUUUAUACGGGAGGCUUGCUAUUCAACCUAGCAAGGAAUCCAUAUUAUCAUAGGUCUUAUCAGUUUGCUGCAGCUCAAAGGAUUGAUGGUUAUGUACCUCCUGGGUAUAAUAAGCUGAGAACUACGUUAAUGGAUAAAGAGAAAGCCAAAGUUGAGAAGCAUUUGAUGGUACUGAAAUCGACAUGGAAAGAAAGAGGAGUGUCGAUUGUGAGUGAUGGUUGGAGUGAUCCCACUAGAAAGCCUUUGAUUAAUUUCAUAGCUACUAGUGCUAAUGCUCCUCUGUUUCUUAAAGCUGUGAAUUGCUUGGGGGAAGUGAAAGAUAAGUUCUUCAUUGCUGAAAGAGGUCAUUAA
Molecule: messenger RNA, 789 nt
Organism: Microthlaspi erraticum
Lineage: Eukaryota; Viridiplantae; Streptophyta; Magnoliopsida; Brassicales; Brassicaceae
Source: the annotation of a GenBank genome assembly